Molecule: messenger RNA, 567 nt
Organism: Brassica napus (rape)
Lineage: Eukaryota; Viridiplantae; Streptophyta; Magnoliopsida; Brassicales; Brassicaceae
Product: YDG domain-containing protein At5g47160-like
Exons: 1
Coding region: 1-567 (188 amino acids)
Source: RefSeq, a predicted model, not a curated record
AUGGAGAGGGAUCUUUGCCCUCGUGAGAAAGUGAGCAAAGCUCGUAGGCUUUUCAAGAUAAUCUUCAAGGAGCUCUUGGUUGAUGUUGAAGCUAAACGCACAACACGUAUUGAUCACGACGUUAGGAUGAUGCUCAAGGAGCAGAACAUGUGUGUUAACACAGAUUAUAGGGUAGGAGAAGUUCCUGGUAUCCUAGUUGGUGACGAGUUCGAGUACAAAACUGAGAUGAGCGUGGUUGGUCUACAUUUUGGGAUUAUGAGUGGAAUUGAUUGUCAGGAAAUGCGUACAGGAUUGAUCUUCGCUACAAGUAUUGUAGCAUCAGAAGGAAGCCAGUACCGUAACGUUUUCAAGGGUGACCAGCUUCUGUACUCUGGGGUAGGAAAAGGUUUGUUGAAAGGUAACAUGGCUCUGGUGAAUAACAUGAAACACAAAGCUCCAGUUCGAGUUAUUCGUGGCACUAUUCAUCAUGGAAACAAACAGAUGUUUGUGUACCUGGGUUUGUACCUGGUUAAAAGUUACGAGAGAGGAGCAGAAGGAUGCUUCCAGUUUCUGCUAGAAACGGCUUGA